This is a messenger RNA of Necator americanus (New World hookworm), 1287 nucleotides long. RefSeq lists its product as uncharacterized. The transcript is spliced from 10 exons. Lineage: Eukaryota; Metazoa; Nematoda; Chromadorea; Rhabditida; Ancylostomatidae. Gene Ontology annotation, cellular component: lysosome. Bases 1 to 1287 code for a protein of 428 amino acids. Gene Ontology annotation, biological process: proteolysis; cell death. The record is from RefSeq and is a predicted model, not a curated record. Gene Ontology annotation, molecular function: aspartic-type endopeptidase activity.
AUGCAUGUGAUUUUUCGUAUCUUCCUUACCCUAGCCGUAUGCAAAAUAAUUUCGUCGAAACUACAUCGAAUAGGACUACGAUACACUCCAUCCUUGAAAAUGAAGCUGUACCAGGAAGGAAAACUUGAGCAAUAUUUAGCACAGAAGGCCGCUCACAUAACGAAGAGUUCACAAUUGAACUCUGCCGGGACUCCCGUCAUCGACUUCGACGAUAUGGCCUACAUGGCUCAAAUCACCCUUGGGACACCUCCUCAGACGUUUGUGGUUUUCCUCGAUUCGGGAUCUUCGAAUCUUUGGGUACCGGAUGUAAGCUGUGCUGAAGGAGAAUCAAAUACUUGUGGUACAUACUGCAAGCAGACAACCCAUGACACCUGUCUCACGUUUUGUCAACCAAAAUGUUGCACAAAUUCAGGAAAUGUCCUAGAUACGAAGAACGCCUGCACAUCAAAGCACACCUUCAAUCAGAGUUUAUCCAGCACAUACGUUAAGCAAUCAGGUUCAUUCAAAAUUUCCUAUCAAACGGGCGAUGUCAGCGGAUUCUUUGGAGAGGACACUUUCUGCCUCUCCAAUACUACAUUAUGUGCCACCGAACAGAUAUUUGGUCAAGUGACUACCAUGGGUGAAGGAUUCAAUAAACAAGCCGAGGACGGGAUGAUUGGUCUUGGAUGGCCCGCUCUCGCACUGAAUUCGAUCACACCUCCAAUGUUUAAUCUACUUAAUCAAGGCGAAUUAGACCAGCCAUACUUCGUUAUUUACAUGCGGCAUGUCGGCGCACAUGCCGAUAUUGAUGGGGGUCAGUUGACUGUGGGUGGUCUUGACACUGAACACUGUUCAUCUGCAUUCGACAAAAUCCCAUUGACUUCAAGAACAUACUGGCAGUUUAAGUUGUCGAGGGUGAGUGUGGGAUCAUAUUCGGCUGCACCCAGCUCAGGAUGGCAAGCAAUUUCCAACACAGCGUCCACGUUCAUUGGCGGCCCACAAGCCAUAGUGGAUAGUAUUGCAAAAGAAGCUAAUGCGAAAUGGAGGGAAUCGCUAGGAUCAUACUUUAUCGAAUGUGGUGGCAAUGAUCCUGAUAUCGUCUUCGAAAUCAACGGAAAUAAUUACACUGUGACCCAAAAGAACUACAAAAUUUCGACCGGAGUAGGAUUAUGCAUGUUCGCCUUCUUUCCUUCUACUGCCGGCGGUUUCUCUCCGUCUUGGAUGCUCGGACCACCAUUGAUCAGGGAGUACUGUCAAGUUCAUGACAUGCAAGGUGGUAGCAUAGGAAUGGCGAAAGUUAUUGCAUGA